Molecule: messenger RNA, 1068 nt
Organism: Microplitis mediator
Lineage: Eukaryota; Metazoa; Arthropoda; Insecta; Hymenoptera; Braconidae
Product: venom allergen 5-like
Exons: 3
Coding region: 54-716 (220 amino acids)
Cellular component (GO): extracellular region
Source: RefSeq, a predicted model, not a curated record
AAAAAGUUAAACAACUGCCAUUGCAGUCAAAACCCAAUAGACUUUGCAACACUAUGAUAACCAACGUAUUUAUUAUUUUUGCGGCUAUAACUUCAACGAUCGCGUUGGAGUGCAACCCGGAAAGUUGCGGGGGAAAAGAACAGACGUUAUGCAAAUAUCCAUCGCCAGACCCGGCGUCAAGUUGCGGGGAAGUUAAUUCAGCCACUUUAACCCAAGAAGAAAAAGACGAGAUUGUUAAAGCUCAUAAUGAUAGACGAGCAUUGGUAGCUAGUGGUGAAGAAAAGCGCGGGAAUCCCGGGCCACAGCCAGCCGGUCAAAUUCCGCCGCUAGAGUGGAGUGACGAAAUAGCAGAAGUUGCUCAAAGAUGGGCCAAUCAAUGUAACUUUGGUCAUGAUGAAUGCCGUAAUCUUGACCAAUCAAUUGGGCAGAAUGUUGGUUUAGUAUGGGACCCCUCAGGAUACAACUCAAAGUUGACUGAUUUGGUUGAAUCUUGGUACAAUGAAGUCCAAAACUUCGACGGUUCUAAAGUCGGUAAAUUUGAGUGGCAAGAAACACCAGCAAUUGGUCAUUACACUCAACUCGUUUGGGGUGCCACUACUCAAGUUGGUUGCGGUCUCACUAAAUAUUUAACUGACAACUCUUAUCAUACUUAUUUAGUUUGUGACUAUGGACCCACUGGAAACUUCAUUGGUCAACCUGUCUACCAAACUUCAUGAUUUCGUUUACUUGAGACAUAUUUAGUCUCUGUUUUUCUUCAUAACUUAAAUAUUGUUAUGAUCAUAAUAAAAUACUACUAUAAAAAUAUGUACUUUAUUUUUCCUGAUUGCACGGAAAAGUUCUAUACCACAGUAACUUAUCAUUCGACAGAAUGUUACUUUAAAAUUAUUAUCAGCUGCACUAUACAAUGUACUGCUAGUGUCUUUGACCUCGUUUACUUGCGUCUACAAAUUAAAAUAUUUAUUUCUCUAUUCUGACAUGUCUUAUCAAACAAUCAAAGGCUAAAUAAUCUAAGAUAUAUCAAAAUUUAUCAAUAUUCAAAUAUUUUCUUAUGAAUCACUGAUACCAAUA